Molecule: messenger RNA, 528 nt
Organism: Seminavis robusta
Lineage: Eukaryota; Bacillariophyta; Bacillariophyceae; Naviculales; Naviculaceae
Source: the annotation of a GenBank genome assembly
AUGGGUACCACCGCAAAUGGAGGUGCUUGCGAUACCAGCAGAUUGGAAGAGCCAGGACAGCGUGAGACAGCCAACGAAAAGGUUGCAAGGGCGUAUGCACAAACAUUGAAUGACCAUAACAUGGAUGGAGCCAAGGAGCUCUUUGCUGAUGACUGCAGAUGCAUCUUCACCAAAGCCGAUAAUAUGGAGAUGGAAUUCAAUGAAAUGGCUACGGAAAUUGUCAAGAUCUUUGAUGCCUUUCCAGAUUUCAACUUUCGAUUUGAGUCUUCCAUUGACGAACGCAAGAGCGAUGGAGUGGUUGUUUGGAGUGACUUUGUUCCCAACGGUCAUCAUACUGGCAAACCAUAUGGGUUUGGACCGUGUCCUGCCAUUGAAGCAUCUGGCAAAUAUGUAGAGAACUCACCGGAGACUAUUUACAUCCACGUGAAUGAACAAGGACAGAUCAUCAAAUUAGUUAUUGAGUGUGAAGGGGAAAUGUCAGGCCCACCAGGAAUCUAUACCCAACUUGGUGGCUUUCCUCUCAUGUAA